AUGGUAUUAUUAACUUGUCACCUUCGCACCUUCACUCAACCACAUGGUCCGCAUUCACUGUAUAACCUUAACCCGAGAAUCCACUAUCAUCCGCCAUACUUCUUCAAACAACCACGCCAUCGACGUUCCAAUUCCGGCCAAGCUUUGAAAUCUCGCCGCGGGGAUUUUACGAUUCUUAGCUCGUUUAGCCAGCCACCUCCGCAACAGCCUCCCAGAACACUGUUUCCCGGCGGUUAUAAGAGGCCUGAGAUUAAAGUGCCAAAUGUGGUGCUCUUUGUGAGUACCGAGGAAGUCUUGGGGGAAAGGAAUGAAGGUCUUGAUCUUCUUGAUAAGGCAGUGGCUAAUUCUUUGGUUGGAAUUGUUGUGCUCAGUGGCGCUGGAGCAAGCGUUGGCCGGUUGUAUGAGGCGGCUUGCUUAUUGAAGUCGGUGAUCAGAGACCGGGCGUAUUUGCUCGUCGACGACCGUGUCGACAUUGCUGCCGCCGUCAAUGCCAGUGGAGUUUUACUCUCUGAUCAAGGUCUUCCCGCAAUAGUGGCUAGGAACAUGAUGAUAGAUUCGAAGUUAGAUUCUGUAGUUCUUCCCCUGGUAGCUAGAAUCGUUCAGACGUCCAAUUCUGCUUUAGAUGCAUCUGUGUCUGAAGGAGCUGACUUCCUGAUAUUCACUUUUCGGGGAGAUAGCCCUAGGGAGGAUUUGGUGUCGUCUGUGUUUCAAAAUGUGAAAAUUCCUAUUUUUAUCAUGUUUGAUUCACUUAGAGAUGAUAAAAAAACUUUUGAUGAGGCAUCAUACUUGGUGAAAUCUGGAGCUAGUGGAUUAGCUUUGUCGUUGCAAGAUUUGAAGUUCUUCGGUUGUGAUGAUUCUGGCAAAUUGUAUCGUAAUGUGUAUGCAUCGGGCAGGACUGUGGAUGAAAAGGUUGACGGGAUGAAUCUCAUAGAUGUAAAUAACGGUUACUCUGGGAAGUCGGGGGUGGCAGGUUUUACCAAGAUCGAGGAACGAGAAAAGAAGUUUGUGGAAACUGAAAGAUCCAUUCUGCUCGAAGCCAUUGGUGUCAUGCAGCGAGCUGCUCCUCUGAUGGAGGAAAUUUCUCUUCUCGUUGAUGCUGUUUCUCAACUUGAUGAACCGUUUAUGCUGGUUAUAGUGGGAGAGUUCAAUUCUGGGAAAUCAACAGUAAUAAAUGCUCUUUUGGGGGACAGAUACCUGAAAGAUGGAGUUGUUCCAACCACCAAUGAGAUCACCUUUCUACGCUACUUAGGGACUGAGUUUUCUGAGCCAGAGCACUGUGAAAGGCACCCAGAUGGUCAAUAUGUUUGCUAUCUUCCUGCUCCGAUUCUUGAAAAUAUGAUAAUUGUUGAUACUCCUGGAACUAAUGUGAUUCUUCAACGGCAACAAAGGUUGACCGAAGAAUUUGUGCCGCGUGCAGACUUAAUACUUUUUGUCUUGUCUGCUGAUCGCCCAUUGACCGAAAGUGAGAUAACCUUUCUUCGUUACACCCAGCAAUGGAAGAAGAAAGUUGUUUUCGUUCUCAAUAAAGCUGACAUUUAUCAGAAUAAUGUUGAGCUUGAAGAAGCCAUUGGAUUUGUUGAGCAAAACGCACGUAAGUUGUUAAACGUUGAAACAAUUACAUUGUAUCCUGUGUCUGCUCGUGGUGCUCUGGAAGCAAAGCUUUUACAUGGCUCAAAUGCUGGAGAGCACAAUGGACAACUUACAACAAACUCUAAUUGGAGAAUAAGUAGCUUUAAUGAACUUGAAAAGUACUUGUUUAGCUUUCUGGAUGGAUCAACAAGUACAGGGAUCGAAAGGAUUAAGCUUAAGCUUGGAACCCCUCUUGCUAUUGCUGAGCAGUUACUGUCAUCCUGUCAGAAGAUUGUCAGAGAAGAGAACCGUAAAGCUAAACAGGAAUUGACAUCAUUAAAUAAACUAGUUGAUGGUGUGAAAGAAUAUGCACUGAAGAUGAAAAGUGAAAGCAUUUAUAGGGAGAGACAGAUGUUGUCCCUGAUUAAAUCUACCCAGUCACGGGCUGUCAAAGUUGUAGAAUCAACACUGCAGUUAUCAAAUAUCGAUAUUGUGGCCUCGUACGUAUUCAAGGGAGAAAAUUCUGCUGCGAUGCCGGGAACUUCAACUGUCCGGAAUGACAUUAUUGGGCCGGCAGUUUCUGAAGCGCAGGAUCUAAUCGGGGAGUAUCUGGCAUGGUUACAAUCAAGCAAUGCUCGUGAGGGAAUAUCUUUUAAAGAGGUUUUAGCAGAUAGAUGGGCAUCAUUUGUUGAUCCACCGAAACAGGUUCAACUUGAAAAUAAUCACUUGCUGGAGGCAAGAUGUGAUAACAGCAAGAAAGUGUUGGAGAAUUUCAGUGUUGCUGCUGCUUGUAAGUUGUUUGAUCAAGAAAUUCGUGAAGUGUUCUUAGGGACUUUUGGUGGACUAGGAGCAGCUGGUUUAUCUGCAUCCCUCCUGACAUCUGUGCUACCAACAACUUUGGAAGAUCUCCUUGCUCUGGGUAUUUGUUCUGCUGGCGGUUUUGUAGCAAUUUCCAAUUUUCCUGCCCGUAGGCAGGUGGUUAUUGGCAAAGUGAAGAGGGCAGGAGAUGCAUUAGCCCGUGAACUGGAAGAGGGAAUGCAGAGGGAUCUCUCUGAGACAAUUAAUAACUUUGAAAAGUACAUUAAGUUUAUGAGCGGGCCGUAUCAAGAAGUUCUAGAGCAAAGGCUGGAUAAACUCUCUGGCACUUUAGAUGAGCUCACAGACAUUGAGAACAAACUUCAAAAAUUGCGAAUUGAGCUUGAAAAUCUCCAUAUGGUGGAACUUUGA
Oldenlandia corymbosa var. corymbosa is the source of this 2796-nucleotide messenger RNA. The record is from the annotation of a GenBank genome assembly. NCBI's taxonomy places the organism in Eukaryota, Viridiplantae, Streptophyta, Magnoliopsida, Gentianales, Rubiaceae.